Messenger RNA from Thunnus maccoyii (southern bluefin tuna), 4259 nucleotides. RefSeq names its product ATPase family AAA domain-containing protein 3-like. The record is from RefSeq and is a predicted model, not a curated record. Gene Ontology annotation, biological process: mitochondrion organization. The transcript has 16 exons. Gene Ontology annotation, molecular function: ATP hydrolysis activity; ATP binding; zinc ion binding. The coding region runs from base 118 to 3747 and encodes 1209 amino acids. NCBI's taxonomy places the organism in Eukaryota, Metazoa, Chordata, Actinopteri, Scombriformes, Scombridae. Gene Ontology annotation, cellular component: mitochondrion.
UCGGAAGCUGACUUCAGCAGCGUCCCAACAAGCAUGGUCUGGAGAAGCACCGUGGGGAUCAGUCAGUUGUAGUGAAAGACACAUUGCAACCUGCAGCUUGGACACUACUGAAGCAGCAUGUCGUGGCUCUUCGGCUGGGGGAAGGGCUCCGGGUCGCCGCCGGUGGAGGAUCAGACUGGGGCUGCUCCCUCUGAAGGGUCCGGGGGAACACCGGGAGGUUCGGGGGGAGACAAACCCGGAGAUAAGUGGAGUAACUUUGACCCGACUGGGCUUGAGAGAGCUGCAAAAGCUGCAAAGGAACUCGACAAAUCACGACAUGCCAAAGAUGCGCUGGCACUGGCUCGUAUGCAGGAGCAGACUGUACAGCUGGAACAUCAGAGUAAAGUGAAAGAGUACGAGGCGGCUUUGGAGCAGCUGAAGGGUGAACAGAUCCGCAUCCAGGAGGAUGAGAGACGGAAAACACUUGGAGAGGAGACAAAGCAAAACCAGGCAAGGGCACAAUACCAAGACAAACUUGCCAGGCAGAGGUAUGAUGAUCAACUCAGGCAACAGCAAUUCCUCAACGAGGAGAACCUUCGCAAGCAAGAGGACUCAGUGAUAAAGCAAGAGGCCAUGAGGAAAGCUACCAUCGAACAUGAAAUGGAGCUGAGACACAAAAAUGACCUGCUUCGCGUUGAAGCGGAGGCCAAAGCCCGCGCGCAGGUGGAGAGGGAAAACGCAGACCUGAUCAGGGAACAGAUCCGCCUGAAAGCUGCUGAGCACCGACAAACUGUCCUUGAAUCUAUAAGGACGGCGGGAACGGUGUUUGGGGAGGGAUUCAGGGCCUUCGUCUCUGACUGGGACAAACUCACAGCCACGGUCGCUGGGUUAACCCUGCUGGCUGCAGGAGUGUAUUCUGCCAGGAAUGCUACAGCGGUGGCUGGGCGCUACAUAGAGGCUCGCCUGGGCAAACCCUCACUGGUCCGAGAGACCUCCAGGAUUACUGUUGCAGAGGCCAUCAAACACCCAAUCAAGACAACCAAACGUCUGAGAAGCAGACCUCAGGAUGCGUUGGAGGGCGUAGUGCUCAGUCCAGCUUUGGAGGAGCGUGUGAGGGACAUUGCCAUUGCUACUCGAAACACACGGCAGAACAAAGGCCUGUACAGAAACAUCCUGAUGUAUGGACCCCCUGGGACUGGAAAAACACUUUUUGCCAAGAAACUGGCUCUCCAUUCAGGGAUGGACUAUGCCAUCAUGACAGGUGGGGACGUGGCUCCCAUGGGGAGGGAUGGAGUUACCGCCAUGCACAAGGUGUUUGACUGGGCAAGCACCAGCAGGCGAGGCCUCUUGCUGUUUGUAGAUGAAGCAGAUGCAUUCCUGCGUAAGCGAGCCACAGAGAAAAUCAGUGAGGACCUCAGAGCCACCCUCAAUGCCUUCCUCUACCGCACUGGGGAGCAGAGCAACAAGUUCAUGCUGGUGCUUGCUAGUAACCAGCCAGAACAGUUCGACUGGGCCAUUAAUGACCGCAUUGAUGAGAUUGUGAACUUUGCGUUACCGGAGCAGGAGGAGAGAGAGAGAUUGGUGCGCCUGUAUUUCGACAAAUUUGUCCUGGGUCCUGCCACUACAGGGAGACAGAGGUUGAAGUUGGCUCAGUUCGACUACGGCCAGAAGUGUUCAGACAUUGCAAUGCGAGCAGAGGGCAUGUCUGGUCGUGAAAUCUCCAAACUUGGUGUGGCCUGGCAGGCUGCAGCAUACUCUUCUGAAGAUGGAGUUUUGACCGAGAUGAUGAUUGACUCAAGAGUUGAUGAUGCCAUCAAGCAGCAUGCACAGAAAAUGGACUGGCUGCUGACGGAAGCAGGUGAGGGGGUUGGCAAGGUCGGUGUUCUCCUCCCUAAGGAAAUGGCUUCAAGAAUCGCAGGCCAGGAAGCCGCAACUCUUGCACAAGCUGAAGAUACAUCCGCACAACAAAUCCUUCCACUGCUUGAGGUUGUGAGCAGCGCUGCCCAGGCAGAAGCAGCCCCUUUACCCUCUGAAGUGGAGGCAGAUGUUAUCCUCAAGGAUGCAGCCACUUUGGUCAAAGAAAGUGAAGUUGUUGCUGCACCAACUGCUGAAACCGUUGUUGAGGCAGCUACUGCUGUGCCGUCGGUGCAGGAGGUUGAGGCCAUUAAGGAUCUGACUGAGGAGGUUUUAGGUACAGCUGCAGCUACAGACACUGUUGUACCUGAGAUAAAGGACAUAGUCACUGAGGUUAAAGAGGCUGAGGGUACACCAGCUUCCACUGUCCAAGAAACUGCUUCUGUGAGUAAAGAAGAAUCAAGCACUGAUGUUGCUGCGCAAGAGACCCUGACUACAGAAGUAGCCAUGGAGGAAAAGGAUAUUGCGGCACCCUUGGAAAUGACAGUCUCUGCUGUGGCUCAGGAGAAGGAAUUAGACACUGUUGUCUCUGAGGUUGUCCAGGAGCCAGAGGCUACCGUAGCUGGACUCUCCCAGGAGACUGUUGUUCAGCAGUCUGAGUCAGCAGCCACAUCUGUUGAUGGUGUAGAAAUUGAAGCUACGAAGACUGCUGAGGAGCAAUCAACUGAUGCUAUGAAAGUGGCAGAGGACAUUGCAAACAAUGUAGCUCAAGUGACUGAGUCUGUGGCAAACAUUGUGAAAGAGGCUGAAGUAAUUGCAACAGAUGUGGCCAAGGUGACUGAUGCUGUAGCAACCAUCGCAGAGGAGAUGGAGGCAGCAGUCAUCAAGGACGUUGAAGUGAUGGAAAGUGAGGUUGGCAAGGUCGCAAAUGAGGUUGCAGUAGAAACUGAGCCUGAAACAUCACAAAUUACUAAAGAGGUUGAAGUGGAAGUGACAGUGGUGGUGAAGGAGUCUGACAUUAUGGCUGCAGAGGUUGCCGAGACUACUACUAAGGAAGCAGAAGUCACCCCAUCAGAGUUUGCAGUGGAAACUGAAUCCACAGCCUCAGAAGAACUCAAGGAGCCUCAGAAUACUGCUACAGAGUUUACCGCAGAGGCUGAGACUUUGGCAACAGCGAAAGACCCUUCAAUUACAGAGGCUGCUGCCAAGGAAGAUGAGGUUAUCUCAGCAGAGGUUUCCAAGGAAGCAGAAGUCGUACUGACUAAAGCAACCCAACCAGAGUUUGCACUGGAAACUGAACCUGUACCUUCAGAGGUAGCUAAAGAGGCUCAGACUGUGGCUGCAGACUGUACCGUAGAGACUCUGGCUACAGAGAUUGUCAAAGAGCCAUUAUCUACAGAGACUGCUUCCAUGGAGGCUGAGGUCACCACUGCAGAGGUUUCCAAGGAAGUCCUACCAACCAAGGAGUCUGACACUGUAGCUACAGAAGAUGUGAAACUGCCAGAGACCACUGAGGUUGCUGCCAAGGAGGCUACAGCCAAAACAACAGAGGUUGCGGAGGAGGUAGAGACUGGGGUAACUGAAGUCCCUGAUGAAAAGGACUCAGCAGCUGUUCCUGACAUAAAAACCAAGGUUGAUACAGAGACUGUUGUGUCAGGACAGUCCGAGACUCUUGACAGUCCAACCGCCAAGCAGUCGGCUGAAACCAGUCAAACUGAGAGGCCUCCCAGCGCUACAGAAGCUGAAACCAGUCAAAUUGAGAAGCCUCCCAGUACUACAGAAGCUGAAACCAGUCAAAUAGAGAAGCCUCCCAGUACCACAGAAGCUGAACCCAGUCAAACUGAGAAGCCUGAGAAAAAACAGAGUGCAGAUGGCACUGACAAACCUCAAGCCGACUCUACUCCAACAAAAUGAUAACUUGGGAUAUUUGAUGAGAUGUAAUUGUAAAAAAGAUUGUAAAUCAAUCCAACACCUGAGCCUUAUUCCUCAUGUUUUCAAAGGGAGAAGUCUGAAUCAUUUACCCUGAAUUCUGUCUGCUCUUCUAUCAAUACCGUUGUAACCCAAUGCCCAGGAAUGCCAAGAUUAAGCUAACAGUUUGAUUAAUGCUUGUAGGUUUGCAGAAGUCUGAGUAAAGGGAUGUAUGGACACAUCCACCAAAUGGACCAUCUGAAAUGUUUGCUGAGCGGUUAUGGCAAGAGUUCAAUUACACGUCGGCAAAAUGUUCAUUAAGAACAUUUCUUCCCUGGCUCUUCUUAGCAAGACCAGUGCAGUUGAGACCUGACCUUGACAAAUAUUAUUUUCACCUUCCAUGGUGUGACAGUGGGUCCUGCUGGUUAAAGGGUACAUUGACAGUUUUUCAAGUUUGUCUUAAAACAAUGGUCCCAUAUGAACAUUGAAACAGGUUUUGCUCGCUGUAAUCUUUCCUC